Messenger RNA from Cottoperca gobio, 1940 nucleotides. Its product is annotated as proline-rich transmembrane protein 1. NCBI's taxonomy places the organism in Eukaryota, Metazoa, Chordata, Actinopteri, Perciformes, Bovichtidae. The transcript is spliced from 3 exons. The record is from RefSeq and is a predicted model, not a curated record. Gene Ontology annotation, cellular component: membrane. Bases 481 to 1029 code for a protein of 182 amino acids.
GGUUGCCAGAAUAUGACCUGAAAUUAGACGAGUUGGCAUUACAAAAUAAAGGCCUAAAUUAUUUCGGGGUAACACGUCUGAAAUGUGUAAUUGUGUUUUUGGUUAAGGUGCGAGGCUUAAGGCUGAGGAUGAAGAGCCAUUUAUUUUAAGUUUUAUCUUCUCAGUUAAUCUUAUAUUAUGACAUACUGUAGCUUCACUUUUGCUGGAGAACUGUUCAUGGUCAACGAUGCUUUUAAUUUGAAAGUCAUGAGCGGAAUUCCCUCAAUCGUUAUUCUCGAUUUAACAGUUCUGACAAAUAACUGCAUCCUACCACCAAAAGUGGACGAUUCACUUUAUAGCAGCAGGGCUGGAAUAAGGAUAAUUGUGUGGAGUUGGAAAAGUUCUGUUAAAUAAGCCUACUUCAAGAAAAUAUUUAGUCCGGCGGUAAAAAGUUAGUUUACUUAUUAAUUAGUUUACUCUGAAAGCACAAGCUGUUGCAUUAUGGACCCCAGUAAGUUUGCGAGCGCUCCUCCAGCGGGAUGGGCUGAUGAGAAAUCCUCUAUGGGCCAUGUGCCCCCUCCGCCCUACCAGGAUCAGCCGCACCCGGGAUACCCUCAGCCCGGCCCGGAAUACUCACAGAACCAGGGCUAUGGACCCCCACCGCAGUAUGGCGGUGCACCCGGACAACAGCCGUACCCCAUGGGUCAGCCGUACCCCAUGGGUCAGCCGUACCCCAUGGGUCAGCAGUACCCAGGGCAUCAGGACUUGGUCACUGUCCAGCCCACAGUCUACGUGACUCAAGUCCCGCUGCCUAACCCUGUCAACGACUACUUGUGUUACUCCAUCUUCACCCUGGUGUGCUGCUGCCUGCCGCUGGGAAUCGCUGCCCUCAUCUACUCCAUCUCAGCCCGUGAAGCCAACCACACCGGGAAUCAGCUUGCGGCGGAGCGUAGCAGCAAGACGGCCAGGACACUGAACCACGUGGCCCUGGGUGUCGGCAUCGGGAUUGUCAUCCUCAUGAUUGUCUUCUCUGCGGUUGUAAAUAAUUAAUAAUUUCCAUUCUCAUUCUACAUCGGUAAUCAAACUCAACCAGGUACAUAACUGGUCAUCGGAAAGAGUUUUCUAUUGUUUUUUUAAAUGGGUAAACUUGAAGUCAUCCGACUGAAAGUUAUUGAUAAAAUAAUCAACCAUAGAUGGCAAUGUAAUCCAUUACUCUCCAACACUGUAGCGAGUAGCCACUACAACUUUCCAAAAAUGUAUAUUUCUUCAACAUUAUUUGUUUGAAAUAUUUUCAACUUUGAUGCCUUAAGAGUUCAGCCUUAGGUCAGUCUUGCUCCAACACACAUAUAGACGUUGACUCAAGUAUUAUCCGAAGAGUUUUAUAUUUUAUGUUUGAAUAGCAAAUGAUUAUAAUUAUACAAUUUGUAGUGUGUCAAAUCUUAUUUUGAAUUUUGUCCCAUUUUACCAUUGAAAGAUAUUUGUCUGAUUGUACGAUUGUCGAAAUAUUGCUGCCCUUUUAACAGAAUUGUAAAUCACCCGCUAACCCUCCUAAAGGUAUGCUAACAUAGUAUAAGAUUUUAAAAAACUAACCAAGGAUACUUUAAAAAUAGAAUUGUCUUUGUUUAGCUCAUGCUAAAUGAGUAAAAGAAGAAAGGUUGAGCCUUUGUGCAUCUAAUCUGAGAGUGCACACUACAAAGUCAUCUACGCUUUUUCCAGUUAGUUCUGAAUUGCACCAAAGCCCUCUGUUUAAUUACAGGAAUGCCCAGCUUCACACAAAAUCACGCUUGGCAACAGCGCAGCCAAUAUGGCUGACACAGCCAGUUGUUCCAUCAAUGGCUCUGGCUCUGUUUUAAAAACAUAGUGUGAUAUGUAUGGUGUUAUUAGUCAUGUAAAGACUAUGUUAUUUUCUUAACCAAAUUUGUAUACCACAUUUAUUUUAUAAAUAAAGUAUAUUGAGAGUA